GGCAGCUGAAGGAGGUGAAUAUGAAGGCUGAUCUGGAGGCUCCCCUGCCUGCUGGACAGGAGGAUUUCGCGAUCCGGUGCCAAGAUGUGUGCAGGUCGUACGGCAAACUGAAGGUCCUCAGCAACCUCAACCUGACUGUGCCGCAGGGACACAUUUAUGGUCUUUUGGGCCCCAGUGGAUGUGGGAAAACCACGCUGCUGAAAUGUAUUGUGGGAACUCUGAAAAUUUCACGGGGUCACAUCACCGUGUUGGGAAAGCCGCCCGCAUUUCCUGGUCAUGACAUCCCAGGGAAGAAGGUCGGAUACAUGCCGCAGGAGCUGGCUCUGUACAAUGAGUUCACCAUCAGUGAUACGCUGACCUUCUUCGGACGAAUCCACGGCCUGACGUCGAAGGACACGCAGGCACGAAUGAACUUCCUAGUUGACUUCUUGGAUCUACCUCAGAAGCACAGCCUGGUCCGAAAUCUCAGUGGGGGUCAGAAGCGUAGAGUGUCUCUCGGAGCGGCUCUGCUUCAGAAUCCAGAGCUCCUCAUUCUGGAUGAACCAACAGUAGGAGUGGACCCUGUGCUCAGGGCAAAGAUUUGGCAGCAUCUGGUGGAGAUUGUGAAGACGGGGAAAGUCUCCGUCAUCAUCACCACACACUAUAUAGAGGAGGCCAGGCAAGCCAACGUGGUUGGUCUCAUGCGGAACGGCCGCUUGCUGGCUGAGGGUCCUCCAGACGCCGUCAUGAAGCAGCACAGUGCAACAACUUUGGAGCACGCCUUCCUACAGCUGUGUGAGACGUCGGACCAGAUCGACUCUAAACGAGGGUCCAGUCCGCAGGGUGGGGCGUUGGAGAACAGCCAAUCAUUCGAGAGUGGGCGGGAUGAGAGUCGUCCAAUUCUCGGGCUCGGAGCAGGACCUGUAGAGGAAUUCCCUAAAUAUUCAGCGGACUGGAAGGUGCGAGCCAGACAUGUGCUGCCUAAGUGGAGAAACAUUUCUUCACUGAUGAUCAAAACCAUGGUGCGGAUGAAGAGAAUGCCAGGCUCGUUGUGUUUCCAGUUCUUGCUGCCCGUCAUUCAGAUCUCUCUGAUCUGUUUGUGUGUGGGAGGAGACCCAAAGGAAAUCGAUGUUGCCGUGGUGAAUAACGAGACGUCCUCCUCCGCUUACAGCAUAUCACUGCUGUCCUUCUUGGACAACUCUAGCGUGCACCAGGUGCCGUUGUCUCAUGCAGACGCUUUUAAUGGGAUCUAUAAUGGAGAGUACUGGGGUGUCAUCGGCAUUGGUAAAAACUUCACCAGUUAUCUGACAAAAAGGAUGAUGCAGCGGCAGGUUUCUGCAGAGGUGGUCGAUGGAGGAUCAGUGCACGUCUGGCUGGACCUGACGAAUCGACAAAUUGCCUUCAUGCUGCAGAAGAAACUACACGAGGCCUUUCAGGCUUUUGUGGAUAAUAAGCUGGGAAGUCUGUCCUACCUGGUCGCCCUGCCGAUAAAGUUUGAAGAGCCGAUCUAUGGCAGCCAAAACACAGACUUCACUACGUUUGUGACACCUGGAGCUGUGCUCAGUAUCACCUUCUACCUGGCUGUGGGUCUGACGGCCCUCUCCUUUGUCCUGGAGAGGAAGGAGGGCCUUCUGGACAGAUGUUGGGUCGCAGGUGUGAGCUCCAUGGAGACGAUGUUAGCUCACCUCUUCUCUCAGCUCUUUGUCAUCAGCGUUCAGAUCAUCCUGCUGCUCCUCUUCAUACUGCUCGUCUUCAAGGUGCCUAAUGAAGGCUCCUUAACGCUGGUCAUCAUUCUGAUCGUGCUGCAGGGCGUCACCGGCAUCUCGUUCGGCCUGGUCAUUUCAGCUGCUCUUGAUGACGAGCAGAGCGCCAAUCAGGCUUCCCUGGGCAUCUUCUACCCCAACCUCAUCCUCAGUGGUAUCAUCUGGCCGGUGGAGUGUAUCCCCUAUCCUCUCCGCUACAUCAGCCUGGCACUUCCUCAGACGUACGCCUCCGAAGCUCUCCGCUGUAUCAUGUACAGAGGUUGGGGUCUGUCUCGGUUGAUGGUGUGGCGUGGCUUCGCGGUCACUCUGGGCUGGAACACUUUCUUCCUCAUCCUAGCCACGGUCAUCUUAAAGCUGAGGACGUGACAGCCUCGCCUCAGACACCCGGCCUUCAGUCGAGGGGUCG
Messenger RNA from Scomber japonicus (chub mackerel), 2148 nucleotides. It is a transcript of the gene abch1, whose product is annotated as ATP-binding cassette, sub-family H, member 1. Gene Ontology annotation, molecular function: ABC-type transporter activity; ATP hydrolysis activity; ATP binding. Gene Ontology annotation, cellular component: ATP-binding cassette (ABC) transporter complex; membrane. NCBI's taxonomy places the organism in Eukaryota, Metazoa, Chordata, Actinopteri, Scombriformes, Scombridae. Gene Ontology annotation, biological process: transmembrane transport. The transcript is spliced from 20 exons. The record is from RefSeq and is a predicted model, not a curated record. Bases 21 to 2108 code for a protein of 695 amino acids.